Harpia harpyja (harpy eagle) is the source of this 4318-nucleotide messenger RNA. It is a transcript of the gene SET, whose product is annotated as SET nuclear proto-oncogene. Gene Ontology annotation, cellular component: chromatin; nucleus. The transcript has 8 exons. The record is from RefSeq and is a predicted model, not a curated record. NCBI's taxonomy places the organism in Eukaryota, Metazoa, Chordata, Aves, Accipitriformes, Accipitridae. Gene Ontology annotation, molecular function: chromatin binding; histone binding. Gene Ontology annotation, biological process: nucleosome assembly. Bases 84 to 917 code for a protein of 277 amino acids.
GGAGUCUGUGCCCGGCCCCCCCCCCCUCCGCUCAGUCCCGUUACAGCCCCCCUCCCUCCGCGCUCCGCUCCGCAGCCACCAACAUGUCGGCGCCGGCGGCCAAAGUCAGUAAGAAGGAGCUGAACUCCAACCACGAUGGGGCCGACGAGACCUCAGAAAAAGAGCAACAGGAAGCAAUUGAACACAUUGAUGAAGUACAGAAUGAAAUAGACAGACUGAAUGAACAAGCCAGUGAGGAAAUUUUGAAAGUAGAACAGAAAUACAACAAACUCCGCCAACCAUUCUUCCAGAAGAGGUCAGAAUUGAUCGCCAAAAUCCCAAAUUUCUGGGUAACAACAUUUGUCAACCACCCACAAGUAUCUGCACUGCUGGGAGAAGAAGAUGAGGAAGCACUGCAUUAUUUGACCAGAGUUGAGGUGACAGAAUUUGAAGACAUCAAAUCAGGUUACAGAAUAGAUUUUUAUUUUGAUGAGAAUCCAUACUUUGAAAAUAAAGUUCUCUCCAAAGAGUUUCACCUCAAUGAAAGUGGAGAUCCAUCUUCAAAAUCAACUGAGAUCAAAUGGAAAUCUGGGAAGGAUCUGACAAAACGUUCAAGCCAGACACAGAACAAAGCCAGUAGGAAGAGGCAGCAUGAAGAGCCAGAAAGCUUCUUUACCUGGUUCACUGACCACUCUGAUGCAGGGGCUGAUGAACUAGGAGAAGUCAUCAAGGAUGACAUCUGGCCAAAUCCAUUACAGUACUACUUGGUUCCUGAUAUGGAUGAUGAAGAAGGGGAGGGAGAGGAGGAUGAUGAUGAUGAUGAAGAGGAAGAAGGAUUGGAGGAUAUUGAUGAAGAAGGAGAUGAAGAUGAGGGGGAGGAAGAUGAAGAUGAUGAUGAGGGAGAGGAAGGAGAGGAGGAUGAAGGAGAAGAUGACUAAUUGAACACUGAUGGAUUCCAAACCCCCUUUUUACCUUUUUAAUUUUUCUCCAGUCCCUGGGAGCAAGUUGCUGUCUUUUUUUUCUUGUGCUCAGUCGCCUUGUUCUCUUGAGGUCUCUUUUUCUCUCCUCUACACCAUGGUUCACAAUUUAUUUUGGGGGAAAUACCUUGAGCAGAAUACAGUGGAAAAGAAUCUACCGGUUUCUGUUUCAAGUUCAUUUUUAUCCCUUUCUGUCUCAAAACAAAAACUGUUUAUGGAAUCAACACACCAUGUUCUGUGGGAAAAAAGAAAACCUUCUGCUCCCUUCACUCUGCUGGAAGCUGAAGAGUGCUAGGCCCCUGUGUAGUAGUGCAUAGAAUCUAGCUUUUUUCCUUCUUUCUCUGUAUAUUGGGCUCAGAGAUUACACUGUGUCUCUAUGUGAAUAUGGACAGUUAGCAUUUACCAACAUGUAUCUGUCUACUUUCUCUUGUUUAAAAAAAAGAAAAAACUAAAAAAAAAAUGGGGUUAUAGAAGGUCAGCCGGGGUGGGUUUCAGAUGUUUGGGUGGGUUAAGUGGGCAUUUUGACAACAUGGCUUCUUCUCCUUUGGCAUGUUUAAUUGUGAUGUUUAACAAACAUCCUUGCAGUUUAAGAUGACACUUUUAAAAUAAAAUCUUCUCCUAAUGAUGACUUUGAGCCCUGCCACUUGAUGGAGAAUCAGCAGAACCUGUAGGAUCUUAUUUGGAAUUGACAUUCUCUAUUGUAAUUUUGUUCUUGUUUAUUUUUAAAUUCUUUUUUUUUUUUUUUUUGUUUCACUGGAAAGGAAAGAAAGAUGCUCAGUUUUAAACGUUAAAGUGUACAAGUUGCUUUGUUACAAUAAAACUAAAUGUGUACACAAAGGGACUGGUUGGUCUUCACUGAAAGAAACAGUUUUAAUACCCUGUUUUGAACUUUCUUGUAGUUUCUUGGCAUUUUUUGGGGGCAUUUGGUCAGUAUUUAUGUAGUGCAAUGCAACCUUGUGGUUGUGUGGACUGAUAAUCAGUUCAUUUAGUUUCCAUUAUUUCAGUACUUGUAAAAUGUUUCAUUUGGUACUUACUACUGCACACUGUGUUUCUAGAAUUACCUAACUCUGUAAGACAGGGCUGUAGGUGCAUAUGCCUUGUGUGAAGACAGAGGUUUAUAUUCAUGUUUGGCAAAAAGAAAAAUCACUUGAUUCUUAGAUUUUUUUUUUUUUUUAGUAGUAACUUGCAGUACUGUAUCUCCAGUAAAUCAGUUUGCAUGAAAAUAUCAUGCAAGCUGAGAAUAAAAAGACCAAGGGGUCUUAUUAUAAGAUUUGGGUGGUUUUGUAAGUCUUUUCAGUUGAAAAUAAAUGUUAAGUGCAAGCUAAUUUUUGGGCUAUUUCAAAGAGCAAGAUUCUUAGUGAAGCUCGUGUAUAAAGUUGCUACUUCACUGCUUUCUUUCCUUGGUAGCAGCAUGUAUAUAUGCUUUAGAUAUACUGUACUCUUUUUUUCAUUUUAAGAGACUGCAUUUGAGUAGCUUGUAACAGUUUCACUUAGAGGUUGUUGGUACUGGUAUUCCACAAAGUGUAAUGAAAGUUGUUUUAACAUGCUGUGCUUUUGAAAUAUUUAAAAAAAUGUUGUAUCAGCUAAUCUAAAAUUCAAACAGCUAGUUCUCUUUGGAUGUGUAGAAAAGACUGUCUUCUGGGAAGACUUGCUGUUAUAUUCUCUGAUUCCUUUUCCUCACGGAAUUUGCUAUAGUCAAAUUCAGCUUAUUUUGAUGCUUAAGAAUACACUUAGCAGAACAAGAUUAAUCUCUGUUUGAGACAUGCCCAAAUAACAUGUGUGAGGGAAACAUUCUGUAAGUGUCUGGUCCAGCUUGGAUUCAAUCCAGUUAUCAGAGACAAUACAACAUCCAGUCUGCGUGUGAUCAAUGCAAAAAUAAGGCAACCAUUUAUUUUAUUCCAUCUCAACAAAAGCUUCUGCCCUGAUCCUGCUUGCAGAGCAAAGUAAAAUGUUAAUUAGUAACAGUUUCUUACCAUCUAGAGAGAGAAGGAACAAAACCUAUGAAGUCUAUAAAUUUUAGAUUCUUUUUCAUUUGGUUCCUUUUUGUUGUAAGAUUGAAAACCGCUUCCUGUUGUGGUAGAGGGUCGAUGUGCUAUUACUUGCCAUGAUGCCUCAUUACUUAAUUUUUAUGUAGUCCUAAUUGAUUGUAGUUCUUCAAAGAAAAUAAUAUUUUCCUAGUCUUUAAUGCUUUGGGAAAAAUAUUGUGCCAUUGUUGUUACACCCCUGUUGGUUACUAACAGAAGACCUAUAAAAACUGUUUUGAAAGUAAUCAAAUCUUCAGGUUCUGUAAAGUCAAAUACCAUGAACAAGAAAUGAGAAGUCUGGGUAAUUAAAUGCUACUUCUGAGAUUUUUCUUGCACAUUCCUUAGGAUUUUAUAGGGUGUCAAACACUCUUGCUACUGUACUGAUAAUACUGAAUUUCCUGUGAAACUUAAGGGUUUACUCCUGGCAACGGCUAAAGACUAAACUAAUGUGCUAAAAGAAUAAACCAUUAUUUGUUAAGUGUAAUCUUAAUUUAUUUUUUUUUCUAGCAAUGGAAAUGAAUAGGGAUUAACACAUUUCUCUGCAACACUGAAGAAAUACUACAGAUUGCCAUCAUGUGCUCUGACUGUUCACUUCAUGUCUAAUUUGGCUGAAUAUAUGUAAUGGGUGUCCAUUUUUACUUGAUUUAAUUUGUAUAUGCAUAUAAAGAGCAUUUAAAGGUAGAUGUCCACCUCUGAUAAGAAUGGGAGAUUCACUCUUAUUAAAUAUCUGUCUGUAUCUCUCAUUAAUUCCCCACUGCUGCUUGAGCUCCUCAUAUCCAGUUAAUCCUGCCAAGUGAAAUUUGUCACAGGUGGAAGCUGAAUUUGGGCUUUGUGGCCUGAAUUUCUAGGGUUAGAAUAUAGAGCUGACAGCAGUUUAAUAAAAGUGAAGCUACUGUGCUGGGGCUGUAUGACUUAAAUGACUCAAAGGUUACUUUUAUUUUAAUUGCUAUAAAAUGGAAUCUUUUGUCUGUAAUUUCUAGUGCCAAAGGAAAGCAAAUAUAUCCGUGUGUGUAAAUACAGUUAGAAAGGUUUGGGUUUUUUUAAACAGAUUAUCUAUGUGCUUAUUCAUACUUGUCACCAUAGUUUUUGUCCCUGUAAACAAGCAUUAUCUGAAUUGAUUUCUCAGUCAUUUAUGCCAUUCAUUUGAAUUUGUAAGCUUCUCUUUGUACCACACUCUAAAACAGGUGCAUAACGAUAGUACUUUGUUUAUUGGAUACUGUUCCUGAAUUUUGAAGCCAUGCUUUUUUUUUUUUGAGACUGAAAUCAAUGAAAUAAUUUCUCUGAUGUACCUUCAAGAUAUCCUUCUGUUUGAAGGAAUUAAAGUACAUUUAACUGUUA